Mangifera indica (mango) is the source of this 1301-nucleotide messenger RNA. RefSeq names its product trihelix transcription factor GT-3b-like. Lineage: Eukaryota; Viridiplantae; Streptophyta; Magnoliopsida; Sapindales; Anacardiaceae. The coding region runs from base 64 to 825 and encodes 253 amino acids. The transcript is spliced from 2 exons. The record is from RefSeq and is a predicted model, not a curated record.
UCUUCAACUGAAAAAACCCUAGCGUCGACUUUCGGAGGUUGGGGGAAGAAGGCAGAAGGCAGAAUGCAAGCCCAGUGGGGUGACGAGGAGACUCGGGAUUUGAUAUUGAUUCGUGGGGAAGUUGAAAGAGAAUUCACUGGAAUCAAAAGGAACAAAACUGUAUGGGAGAUUGUUAGCUUUAAAAUGAAAGAGAAAGGCUAUUCCAGGACUCCCGAUCAAUGUAAAUGCAAGUGGAAAAACCUCCUCAAUCGCUAUAAGGGCAAGGAGACAUCUGAUCCAGAUAGCGGGCGGCAAUGUCCCUUUUUUGAUGAAAUGCAUGCAGUGUUUAUUGAAAGAGCGAAGAAUAUGCGGAGAUUACUUACUCAACCAGAGAAAAGGGGUAAGACAUUGAGUGGUAAUAGGUAUUCCGAUGAAUUGUCCGAUGAUGAAGAUGAUGUUGAUGAGGAAGAUGAGAAUGAGGCAGAGGUGCCUGUUAGAGGUAAUUCUCGGAAGAGGAAGAUUGAAAGAACUGUUUCAGAUAAGACUUCAAGAGGUGGCAGCAGUGGUGGAAAAAUUGAGGAAUUGCUUAAGGAUUUCUUUGAGAAGCAACAAAGGAUGGAGAUUGAGUGGAUGGAGAUGAUGGAGAGGCGUGCCCGAGAACGGGAAUUGCUAGAGCAGGAAUGGAGGCAAAGAAUAGAGAAACAUGAGAGGGAGAUGUUAAUGGUCGAACAGGCUUGGAGGGAGAAAGAGGAGCAAAGGAAAAUAAAAGAAGAAAGACGAGCCGAGACGAGGGAUGCUCUAUUGACUACCCUUUUGACGAAACUUAUCAAUGAGAACAAUCUCUAAAGUGGAGGAUUUUAGCUUGGUUGUUGCUUGUAAAGAAAGUAAAUGCAUAACAGGUGAGAAAAUACUUUGAUUUUAAAGAUAAACUUCUUUGCAAAGAGGAAGUAGCUAUUGUAUGCAAGAAACAUAUGUAUAAACAUAUGGAAAGUAACUAUUGUAUGUGCAAGAAACAUAUGGAAAGUAGCUAUUGUAUGCAAUUAGGUUCACUAUUUGUUAGUAUAGUCACAUCGACAUUGAAGAAAUUCUAGUGUUUAAGAGAAGAAAUAUUCAUUUCUUGGUCUUAAUCUGCUGCAGUUAUGAAGUAAGUAUUUUUGUUGACACCUUUUGUUUCCUUUUUCAUGUAAAUAUAUUAUGUUCAUACAAGUGAAAAGGGUAUCGUCUAGUUUGUGUUUCAGUUUGAAUGUUGUUCAUAGUGUGCAUUUGUUUCUCUGUAUUGUAAUCAUUCUAGUGGCUAUUAUAAGAAAUAUGGGUUUAAACUA